Messenger RNA from Apodemus sylvaticus (European woodmouse), 4902 nucleotides. RefSeq names its product adaptor related protein complex 3 subunit delta 1 (gene Ap3d1). Lineage: Eukaryota; Metazoa; Chordata; Mammalia; Rodentia; Muridae. Gene Ontology annotation, cellular component: presynaptic endosome; AP-3 adaptor complex; membrane coat. The transcript has 31 exons. The record is from RefSeq and is a predicted model, not a curated record. The coding region runs from base 273 to 3884 and encodes 1203 amino acids. Gene Ontology annotation, biological process: protein targeting to vacuole; synaptic vesicle budding from endosome; synaptic vesicle membrane organization.
CUCUCCAUCAGCUGACCUGCCGCCAUCUUGGCCGCCAUUUGCGAGCGGCCCCGAGCUGGGAAGGGUCUAUGGGAGCGGGGGCUUACUGGCUGCCCCUUCUCCUCAGACUGGUCUCCGGCCACAGCCGUCGCUCUGGCCUCCACGUCGUCCUCUCCGCGGCGGCCGGAAGCGCAGCGGGUCGGUCGCCUGAGGUGCGGACGCCCGGUCUCUGCACCUCCUAGGGCCGCCGCGGCGGCGUUUCCCUCGGAGGCCACAGCCCACGGGCCGCCGCGAUGGCCCUCAAGAUGGUCAAGGGCAGUAUCGACCGCAUGUUCGACAAGAACCUGCAGGAUCUGGUCCGCGGCAUCCGCAACCACAAGGAGGACGAGGCCAAGUAUAUCUCCCAGUGCAUUGAUGAGAUCAAGCAGGAGCUGAAGCAGGAUAACAUCGCUGUGAAGGCCAACGCUGUCUGCAAGCUAACCUACUUACAGAUGCUCGGGUACGACAUCAGCUGGGCUGCCUUCAACAUCAUUGAAGUCAUGAGUGCCUCCAAGUUCACAUUCAAGCGUGUCGGCUACCUUGCAGCCUCCCAGUGCUUCCACGAAGGUACCGAUGUCAUCAUGCUGACCACGAACCAGAUCCGAAAGGACCUGAGCAGCCCCAGCCAGUACGACACUGGGGUGGCACUGACUGGUCUGUCCUGUUUUGUCACCCCAGAUCUUGCCAGAGACCUGGCAAAUGACAUCAUGACCCUGAUGUCUCACACGAAGCCAUACAUUAGGAAGAAGGCAGUGCUGAUCAUGUACAAAGUAUUCCUCAAGUACCCCGAGUCGCUGCGUCCUGCCUUCCCCCGGCUUAAGGAGAAGCUGGAGGACCCAGACCCAGGAGUACAGUCUGCGGCUGUUAAUGUUAUCUGCGAACUGGCUCGCCGCAACCCUAAAAACUACCUGUCUUUGGCCCCACUGUUUUUCAAGCUCAUGACAUCGUCCACCAACAACUGGGUUCUCAUCAAGAUUAUCAAGCUGUUCGGUGCCCUGACACCCCUGGAGCCCAGGCUAGGCAAGAAGCUGAUUGAGCCUCUCACCAACCUCAUUCACAGCACCUCUGCCAUGUCCCUGCUCUACGAGUGUGUGAACACCGUAAUUGCUGUGCUCAUCUCACUGUCUUCCGGGAUGCCCAACCACAGCGCCAGUAUCCAGCUGUGUGUACAGAAGUUGAGGAUACUGAUAGAAGACUCCGACCAGAACUUAAAGUACCUGGGGUUACUGGCCAUGUCUAAAAUCCUGAAGACACACCCCAAGUCUGUGCAGUCCCACAAGGACCUGAUCCUGCAGUGCCUGGAUGACAAGGAUGAGUCCAUCCGCCUGCGUGCCCUUGACCUGCUCUAUGGAAUGGUGUCCAAGAAAAACCUGAUGGAGAUUGUGAAGAAACUCAUGACCCAUGUGGACAAGGCUGAGGGCACCACCUAUCGUGAUGAACUGCUCACCAAGAUCAUUGACAUCUGUAGCCAGUCCAACUACCAGCACAUCACCAACUUCGAGUGGUACAUCAGCAUCCUUGUGGAGCUAACAAGACUUGAGGGCACUCGCCAUGGCCACCUCAUUGCUGCCCAGAUGCUAGACGUGGCCAUCCGGGUCAAGGCCAUUCGUAAAUUUGCUGUGUCCCAGAUGUCUGCGCUGCUUGACAGUGCCCACCUUGUAGCCAGCAGCACCCAACGCAAUGGGAUCUGUGAGGUGCUCUAUGCUGCUGCCUGGAUCUGCGGGGAGUUCUCAGAGCACCUACAGGGGCCCCAGCAAACCCUGGAGGCCAUGCUGCGGCCCAAGGUCACCACACUGCCCGGCCACAUCCAGGCUGUGUAUGUGCAGAACGUGGUAAAGCUGUACGCGUCCAUCCUGCAGCAGAAGGAGCAGGCCGAGGACACUGAGGCUGCACAGGAGGUCACCCAGCUACUGGUGGAGCGACUGCCGCAGUUCGUGCAGAGCGCUGACCUGGAGGUGCAGGAGCGGGCAUCUUGCAUCCUGCAGCUGGUCAAGCAUGUACAGAAGCUGCAGGCAAAAGGCGUGCCAGUGGCUGAGGAAGUGAGUGCCUUGUUUGCUGGAGAACUGAACCCUGUGGCCCCCAAGGCCCAGAAGAAGGUCCCAGUUCCUGAAGGCCUAGACCUGGAUGCCUGGAUCAAUGAGCCACCUUCAGACAGUGAGUCUGAGGAUGAGAGACCCAAGGCCAUCUUCCAUGAAGAGGAACCAAGGCACACUCGGCGCCGGCAGCCUGAGGAGGAUGAGGAGGAGCUGGCUCGGCGGCGAGAGGCCCGGAAGCAGGAGCAGGCCAAUAAUCCGUUCUACAUCAAGAGCUCCCCAUCUCCACAGAAGCGAUACCAAGAUGCACCAGGCGUGGAGCACAUUCCUGUGGUACAGAUCGACCUCUCGGUGCCUCUGAAAGUUCCAGGUAUGCCCACGUCAGACCAGUAUGUGAGGCUGGAGGAGCAGCGAAGACACCGGCAGCGGCUGGAGAAGGACAAGAAGAGGAAGAAGAAGGAGAAAGGCAAGCGACGCCACAGCUCUCUGCCCACAGAGAGCGAUGAGGACAUCGCCCCCGCCCAGCGUGUGGACAUCAUCACUGAGGAGAUGCCAGAGAAUGCUUUGCCUAGUGACGAGGAUGACAAAGACCCCAAUGACCCCUACAGGGCACUGGACAUUGACCUGGAUAAACCCCUGGCCGACAGUGAGAAGCUGCCUGUCCAGAAACAUAGAAAUGCGGAGACGGUGAAAUCCCCAGAGAAGGAGGGUGUGCGCGGGUCGGAGAAGAAGAGCAGGAAGCCCAAGAAGAAGGACAAGAAGCCUAAAGAGAGAGAGAGAGAGAAGGACAAGAAGCUUCAGGGUGAGGACUUAGACUUCUGGCUGUCCACCACCCCGCCACCUGCUGCUGCCCCCAUUCCUGCCCCGCCCGCGGAAGAACUUGCUGCGAGCAUUAUCACCCCCCCUAAGGAUGGGUGUGAGGUUCUCAAAGGGGAGGAGCUCCAGGAUGAGGAGGACCACGUGGAUCAUGACCAUGAAAGGAAAUCAUCCCGGCACAAGAAGAAGAAACACAGGAAGGAGAAAGAGGAGAGGCCACGAGACAAGAAGAAAGCCAAGAGGAAGCAGGUGGUGCCACUGGAGAAUGGGGCAGCAGCAGAGGAGGAGGAGGAGGAGCCUAUCCCGCCUAUGUCCAGCUACUGCCUUCUGGCUGAGAAUGACUACAUUAAAGUGACAUAUGACAUCCAAGCCAGCUUACAGAAGGACAGCCAAGUGACUGUGUCCAUCAUCCUGGAGAAUCAGAGCAACAGCUUCCUGAAGAACAUGGAGCUCAACGUGCUAGACUCACUCAACACCAAGAUGGCCAGGCCAGAGGGCUCAUCAGUGCACGACGGUGUGCCUGUGCCUUUCCAGCUGCCCCCCGGCGUCUCCAAUGAGGCCCAGUUUGUGUUCACCAUUCAGAGCAUCGUCAUGGCCCAGAAGCUCAAAGGCACGCUGUCCUUCAUUGCCAAGGAUGAUGAAGGAGCCACCCAUGAGAAAUUGGACUUCCGGCUCCAUUUCAGCUGUAGCUCGUACCUGAUCACCACACCCUGCUACAGCGAUGCCUUUGCUAAGUUGCUAGAGUCAGGAGACCUGAGCAUGAACUCCAUCAAAGUCGAUGGCAUUAGUAUGUCUUUCCAGAAUCUUCUGGCAAAGAUCUGCUUCUACCACCAUUUUUCUGUUGUGGAGCGAGUAGACUCCUGUGCCUCCAUGUACAGCCGCUCCAUCCAGGGCCACCAUGUCUGCCUGCUGGUGAAGAAGGGCGAGAGCUCCGUGUCAGUAGACGGGAAGUGCAGCGAUGCCACACUGCUCAGCAGCCUGCUGGAGGAAAUGAAGACCACGCUGGCUCAGUGCUGAGUUGCAGAGUCCAGGAUGUGCAGCAGACCACAGAAAGAUGUGAUGGGUCUUCCCUCUCCUUUGUCGUGUGUACUGUCUCCACACCCAGCAUUAAUUUUAACACCGGCCUCCACUGUGUGACCCUGAGGUCCUGUGUUGCAUCAACUUAAUUUUAUUAUCCUUUAUUCCGACAUGCACUCCUUUGGCAAGGAAGGCCAUCUGACCCUAGCCAGCGAGGGUCCUGCUCCAUCUGACCCUAGCCAGCGAGGGUCCUGCUCCAUCUGACCCUAGCCAGCGAGGGGCCUGCUCCACCUCUCAUUCUCAUUGCCGCUGUGGGACUGCAGGGCUGCAGCAAACACACUGCUGUGGCCCCACUCCUCUGUCCCCAUGCUGCCUCUGGAGGAACCCUUCCAGCUGCUGCUGUCCUCAAGUAUCCCAGCUGGUGGCCUCUGUGAAGAGGUGAUGAGGCCAGCUGUUAAUUCUUCUCCACACCCUGCCAGGCCAGAUGGACAGAGUGACCUUGCAGGUGGCUCCUCAGCUCCAGCUGCUGACGGCAGGGAUGGCCCAUGAUUUUCUUCUGUUCAACAGAACUGUGGUCUGUCCUAGGGUUCUCUUGUGGGGGUUAGUGGAGGAGUACAAUGUAUGCCCCUCGGUUUGUCACUACACAUCCUGGGCUUGUCCCUGCAUCUGUGGCGGGCUGAGUGCCUUGCAGUGGAGGGAGCAUCCUGGGAGCAGUUGGCAAUCCUGUAGCUGUCCCUGGAUAAGGGGAAGAGAUGCCAACCUGGACACUUCAUAUACCCAGGUAGCUGGGCACAAGCUGAGCCUUCCUCAGAGGUGACGGUGGUCUACAGACAUUCUGGCAUUCCUUUGAGGACAACUGUCACUUUAGCAUGUAGAGUACUUUUAUCGACCCCACGUGACCUUCCAGCUCUAUGAUGUUCCAUGAUUGAUUUGCUGUCGACAUUCCCAUGUGAAGAGAGAUAUAUCACGCUGCUGACGAUCGGUGUCACAAUGACCCAUUAAAGAGUCAAAAAACGUG